This is a messenger RNA of Drosophila guanche, 770 nucleotides long. RefSeq names its product protein dpy-30 homolog. The transcript is spliced from 2 exons. The record is from RefSeq and is a predicted model, not a curated record. Bases 37 to 426 code for a protein of 129 amino acids. Gene Ontology annotation, cellular component: Set1C/COMPASS complex. Lineage: Eukaryota; Metazoa; Arthropoda; Insecta; Diptera; Drosophilidae.
GGAAAUAAAUUUAAAUAUAACUAAAACAAAAUCGUGAUGCCCGCCAACGAAACCCCGCUCCCCGCCGCUGCACCGGCCACACGCAGGUCCGCAAGUGGAGCUGGUCCUGGACCUGGAGCUGCAUCUGUGGGCGGCGGUGCAGCUGGCGAUGGCGCAGACUUUGCCAGACUGAACGCUGUUGACGCCCAAGGGUCCGAUCAAUCGAUGGACGAUGUACCUCCACCGUUUGCCAGCUGCCGCCGGCCUCGACCCGAUCCCAAUUCGUUGCCAGUGCGUCAGUACCUGGACCAGACCGUGGGUCCCAUUCUGCUGCACGGAAUGCAAGCUUUGUCCCGGGAUAGGCCCACGGAUCCGGUCAGCUAUUUGGCCACGUAUUUGCUGAAGAAUAAGAAUCGCUGCGAUGAGCUGAACACCGAGUCGGCGUAGACACUAAGCAACACUAAUUUAAGCUCCAAAUUUUCGCACACACUUUGCUAGCACACUUACACCUAUCCCAAGUACAAGUGCACAUGAAACCAAGUCGCCAGCUGGACUUUAAUCGAAUCUACACUUGGUACAAUGCAAUACACGCACACUGGGUCGACCUCGACACUCUGCCCCAUCGCUCUACACUGAAUUACACAAGCAAAAAUCAGAAAAGGGGGAUGCAGAUACCAUUCAAGAAUUACAAUUAAUGUUUGUCCAACUCUGUUAUUCGCCGAUUUUAGAUAUCAUUGAGAGUGCUACACAAUUUAUCGCCGUUUAAAUAUACUUAUUAUUCACUCACCAGA